AUGUUGCUCAUUCUUAGAUUAUUGGGUUAUUUAUUUCCUUUAUGGCGGUGGUUUUCUAUACCGCUCCCGACUAUACUACUCCCGGAACAGAGGCAGGAAUAUUUGGAGACAUCAGAAGAGUUUUUUGACGCAGAGUCUUCAUAUUCUUCAGAACAAGAGUUUCUUUCUGUGUCAGAGACACUUUCUAGCCCACCGGAAGAGAUUCUUUUCAUGUCAGUGUCAGAGACAUCGGAAGCAGCUGCUCAACCUCUUCCUCCUCAGUUAGAAGCUGCUCCGGAAGUAGCUGCUCAACCUCUUCCUCCUCCGGUAGAAAACAAAUAUCGUCCUUGGUUGACUAGCGUCAUUGUGGCGGUAUACGUGGCAAUCUUCGUAGUUACUAUGGGCAUCAACAACUGCCCAAAAACCACGUUACCUCCCUCAGAUUGUUUUCCAAGUUUUCUCGGACGAUUUUCAUUCCAACCAACUGAACAGAAUCCGAUAUUUGGUCCAUCUAGGGAUACGCUAAUAAAGAUGGGCGGAUUAUAUUUGAGAAUGGAGGUUUGGCGCCUAUUCUCAAAUAUAUGGCUGCAUGAAGGGUUCACACAGUUGGUAACGGAUAUUGUCACUUUAUUAGGUGUUGCAAUUCCGCUUGAACGAAAAUUCGGAUUUGUUCGAGUUGGGUUAUUAUAUAUCGUAUCCGGAUUGGGAGGAAGCUUAUUCUCCGGACUAUUUAUCGGCACGGGUGUCACCGUCGGUGCUUCUGGUGCACUUGCCGGUUUGACAGCCGGCAGCUUAUUUGAUAUUUCCCAAAAGGUUGUUAUUUAA
Molecule: messenger RNA, 804 nt
Organism: Trifolium pratense (red clover)
Lineage: Eukaryota; Viridiplantae; Streptophyta; Magnoliopsida; Fabales; Fabaceae
Product: RHOMBOID-like protein 4
Exons: 3
Coding region: 1-804 (267 amino acids)
Biological process (GO): proteolysis
Cellular component (GO): membrane
Molecular function (GO): serine-type endopeptidase activity
Source: RefSeq, a predicted model, not a curated record